GCCGAAGGAAAGAUUAUGAACGAAGGAACACUACGGAGAAAGUCUUGGGGGUCUCGAGCUUUGGUAUAAUACUACAAUAGCAAGCAAUAAUCCUUCGAUAAUCCAAUUGUCCGAUUGUGGCACAUCCUAACAUCCACCCCUCAACGUCCCUCGAACCUCGAUCAGACUAUCUUAAUAUCACGCAGGCCCUCGCUUUUCACACAUAGGGAAGCGUCUGAUUCGACAGGUGUGUUGACUACAACCUUCACCUCCUCUCCGUAUGAGGUGACCAAGCUCUUAUGAAUACGAGCUGCAAGACCAAUUCUCGAACUGAACUUUCGUACCCCCUAUCAAGUAUAUCUGCGUAUAUGAUUACAACUAGAACUCGAACAACAUCACUUAUCAGAUGUGUGCUACAUUAAGCAGGGGAUUCUUUGUUUCUCGAGAGACACUUUGUAUGCCCGCCUGAGGGCCUCGAGGGCGUACUUCGUACUAGGUUUAAUUCCCCUGCUCCACAGGACCACAUUUUGAUCGCGGGGAUAUUUCUCAAAAGUCGUUUUACUCGGAUGGCUUCCUUCAUUCCUAAUCCCUAAUCCUAAUUGCCCCCUCCCAAAUUUUACCCAUACAAUAUUGCGAUCCAUCCGAAAUUCCUAACGGUCAAGAUUUCCACUUCUUAAGAUGCCUCUAUAGCGACCAUUGUUCUUCGCCACAACUUCUUCUCAUGGCUCCGAAUAAAAAGUUCUUUGACUAAAACAACGUCAGGUGUCUUUGGAGUUUUGAUUGUUCAUUUGUGGAUAGUGCACCUAGAUCAGUACAACUUUAAUUCUGGUGACGAUCUCUCAACGAUAACCCACCCCAACGAUGAUAAGCCUUACAAGAGUUUGGCGCUACAACGACAAAACCGACCUUCUUAUCUAAUAUUAUCACUUUGUCGAUGGACACAGUAGAUUUAUUCAGACAAGCCUUAGGCUCUGUCAAUAGAGCUCGCGAUGCGAAGUCCCUUCACGCAAGAGAGAGCUCGCAUGAAAGCGAGGAUAGUUCACCGAGAAUCGCACAUACCUUGACUGCCUGCUGCAGAUGCCGCCAGAGGAAAACAAGGUGUGAUCCCAAUUUACCACGAUGCUUGCCUUGCGAGCGUGCGGGGGCAGUAUGCGAGUACUUCGAUACAACGAAAGGCAAGAAAAUCUCGAGGACAUACGUGAUAAAGUUGCAAGAAAAAGUUCGGGCACUUGAGAUGGAACUUAGUCAAUUGGUUGAAGAAGAGGGGAAUCCCCCAGACUCGGAAGAUAUUGUACGCCCGGGAGGCUUGAUCCGACUUAACGACGAUGAUGAGACGCCACGAUACUUGGGGCCUUCAAGUGGCAUUGCGAUGACUCGGAUAGUGAUGGAGGAGGCAAAGAAAUACACAGACACCAGGAGUAUCCGCGAGCUCGUGCCUGAAGUGCGGCAACGUCGAACUCCUGCACAGUCGCCAGAUAUAGCCUCGGAACGAAAGAAGUCUUAUCCUAUGAUAUCUGCUGUACCGGCGCCAACUUUACCAAGUCGCCUAGUGACCGACAAAUUGGUGGAAGUGUUUAGUCAGAAAGCCCAGUAUAUGCUCCCUACUUUACACGAGCCUACGUUCGCCAAGAAUCUUCAAGAAGUUUAUGAUGGAGAUAACGAUCCAUAUAAGAAUUUUGUCCUUCGUAUGGUUCUAGCUAUAAGCAUGCAAAAGCUGGACAUGCAGUAUGCAGGCCUUGCUGAUAGCUAUUAUUUGGCUGCUAUGGGAUACAUUGAAGAUGUUAUAAGAGCAAAAGACAUCAAGACGCUACAGUGCCUUGUUCUGAUCGCUCAAUAUUCUAUGCUUACUCCCACUCGCACUGCUAUAUACUAUAUUGUUGGACUUGCUACGAGACUGUGUCAACAAUUAGGUCUAGCAGAAGAAAAGACCAUUACUCAAGGGGUAUCUAUUGGUCUAGUUGAUCCUUUACAGCUCGAUAUGCGGCGAAGGCUCGCUUGGAUUGUUUUAUCUAUGGAGCUUGGUUUAGCGCAGUCAAUGGGCAGGCCGAAUGCUUUCGCUAUUGGGAGAGACCAUUUGGACAUACAAUUUUUCCAAACUGUAGAUGAUGAGUACAUAACUGCUGAUGGUAUCCUUCCUGGUCCCAUGUCAGAUAAAAAGCGGUUAGCCAUCCACUUCUUUCGAAUGAGACUGUUGCAAGCAGAGAUCCGGAGAACGCUUUAUUUGCGAAAAAGAAACGAGCCGAAGAAUGAAGAGCAUCCUUGGUAUGCCCAGAUGCAUCAGAAACUGGGAGAUUGGCUCGAGGCGUCUCCUGAAAAGCCAGCAUGGAGUAAAACCUGGUUUACCGGGAGGUACAAUACAAUGAUAAUUUUCUUGUUUCGUCCUUCACCUCAAGUUCCCCAGCCGUCCUACCGUUCCGCGAUAAUGUGUUAUGAUGCAGCUUCAAGUAAUAUCAGGACGCAAAGCGAUCAAAUAAAAACCGCCAUGAUAGACUUGACAUGGCCAUUUCUCCUAUCGCUAUUCAUGGCCAUAAACACAGUAUUAUGGUCUAUUUCGUAUUCUGAAGUUCGCGCUCUUCACACAAAGGAAGAGCUUGAAGAGCAUAUUUCUUUAGCUUUAGACAUCGUUGCACGUUCUCGCGAACGGUGGCCAGGAACUCAAGCAACAUCAGAACUUUACAUGACUCUCACCAAGGCAUGUCUCAAAAGUUAUGAACUUGGCGAUAAUUCGCUUUCAUCUUUUUCUGCCACUUCCCCAUCGCUGACCGACGCAAACUCGCCGUCUGCAUCCGAACACUCCAGCGCAACAUCAACCUCACUUCCUCACUCGCAACACAAUGCACAGCAUAACAAUGCGUAUCAAUCCCCCCCACAAUUUGGAUAUGUCUUCAACCAAAUGCCAGAGCAAAUACCUCCAUAUGACUACGGCCAUCCCUUACCUCCACUGCAACCGUCCUUUCGGUCCAACUCAAUCUUUGUAAGUCCCUCUAGUGGGCAAUCCGAUCGACGAUUUAGCUACUUUCCACCAGAAUUUACACAACCACAGCAACCGCAAUCUUAUCCUAUGCCUUGGGGUCCUGUCUCUCACACACAGCAGCAUCAAAUGCCACCUCAAGCGCCACUGCCACCAAUGCAGCAAUCUUUAGUAACUAAUAUGCCUUAUUUUUCGCAACCUGAAUACUACAACUUUCCACCUCAUUUGUUCUCACAGGACAACUUCGAAGCAGGACUGAGAUCAGGUAGUUUGAGUCAAGAACAACAAACAGAAUUGAUGCACAGCUUGGAGACUGAAGGGUUAACGGAAAUCAACAACUUUAUGAAUCACGUCCCACAGUAUGAGCACCCCAUCAAAUAUGAACAGUAAUCUAAUUGAUGAAUAACCUUUGUGGUUAGGUUUCGAUCAUAAGUAGUAGUGUAGAAAACAAUGUCUGUAUCAUAGCCACGCUCCCCCGCGGGGCUUGAAUGUUUUGUUGCAAUUUUCCAUUUUAUUUGAUAUCCACAUCGAGAUGAGCAAACGAGCUACGAAAUCAUUACUCGGUGUUAGGUGUUGAGUGUUGGGUUUUACAGAAGGGAUCGACUUCACAGUACAGUGUCAUGGGUUCUUUACAUAUAUAUCUAUCAUUCAAAUCUUAAAGUCACAAACUGUACUACGUAGUUACUCAU
Messenger RNA from Botrytis deweyae, 3639 nucleotides. RefSeq lists its product as uncharacterized. Gene Ontology annotation, molecular function: DNA-binding transcription factor activity, RNA polymerase II-specific; sequence-specific DNA binding; zinc ion binding. Bases 914 to 3340 code for a protein of 808 amino acids. Gene Ontology annotation, biological process: positive regulation of transcription by RNA polymerase II; DNA-templated transcription. Lineage: Eukaryota; Fungi; Ascomycota; Leotiomycetes; Helotiales; Sclerotiniaceae. The transcript is spliced from 6 exons. The record is from RefSeq and is a predicted model, not a curated record.